This is a messenger RNA of Prorocentrum cordatum, 4301 nucleotides long. Lineage: Eukaryota; Dinophyceae; Prorocentrales; Prorocentraceae. The record is from the annotation of a GenBank genome assembly.
CUGAGGCGCCGGCGGGAGCGGCCCGGGAGGCCCCGCCCGCCGCCGAGGCCGCAGGGGCGCCCGCUGGCGCCGAGGAGGCAGCGGUGGUCGCACGGGCGGCAGGGGAUGCGGGCGCUGCCGCGGGGAAGUCGGCGGAGGCCGGCGCGGAGGCCACGGCGGCGGCCGAGGGGGCGAGAGCUGCGGGGGAGGCGACGAGGGCAGCGGCGGCAGCGAGAGCGGCAGAGGAGGGGAGGGCCGCAGAAGAGGCAGGGGCCCGGGAGGCGGCGGCCAGAGCGGCAGCAGCUGCAGAGGCUGCCGCGGAGGGCAGGGCUGCGGAGGUGGCGGCGAAGGCUGCCGCGGAGGCCAAGGCUGCACAGGAGGCGGCGAGUGCUGCUGCAGCUUCAAAAGCAGCAGCGGAGGCCAGGGCUGCCCAGGAGGCAGCGAAUACUGCUGCCGCGGAGAAGGCGGCCAAGGCUGCCGUGAAGGCCAGGGCCGUGGAUGAGGCGGCCAGGGUAGCUGCAGCGGCACAGGCUGCCGCCGAUGCCAAGGCCGCCGAAGAUGUCAGAGCUGCGGCGGAGGCGGCGAAGGCUACUGCAAUGGCACAGGCUGCCGUGGAGGCCAAGGCAGCCGAUAAUGCCAGGGUUGCGGAGGAGGCGGCGAGGGCAGCUGCAGCGACAAAGGCCACCGCGGAGGCCAGGGCCGCAGAGGAGGCUAGAGCUGCCGAGGCCGGGGCCGCGCAGGGGGCGGCAAAGGCUGCCGCGGAGGCCAAGGCCAGGGCUGCCGAAGAGGCCAAUGCUGCCGAGGAGGCGAUGAAAGUGGCCGCAGCGGCAAAGGUUGCGGCAGAUGCCAAGGCCGCCGAGGAUGCCAGGGCUUCAGAGGAGACGGCGAGGGCAGCUGCAGAGGCAACGGCUGCCGCGAAGGCCAAGGCCGCCGAGAACGCCAGGGCUGCGGAGGCGGCGAGGGCAGCUGCAGCGUCAAAGGCUGCUGCGGAGGUCAAGGCCGCAGAGGAGACCAAUGCGGCGGAGGCCAGAGCUGUAGAGAAGGCAGCGAAGGACGCAGAGGAGGCGAAGGCGGCAGAGGAGGCAGCCAGGGUAGCUACAGGGGUCAAACCUGCCGAGGAUGCUAGAGCUGCAGAGGAGACGGCGAAGGCUGCCGCGGGGGCCAAGGCGGCAGGGGAGGCGGCGAAGGCCAGGGCGGCAGUUGAGGAUGCGAGGGCAACCGCGGAGGCCAAGGCCGCAAACGAGGCGGCCAAGGUUGCCUCAGACACCAAGGCCGCGGAAGAGGCGGCGAAGGCUGCAGAGGAGGCGAAGGCGGCAGAGGAGGCAGCGACGGUGGCUGCAGUGGCCAACGCCGCAGAGGAUGCUAGGGCCGCAGAGGAGGCGGCGAAGGCUGCCGCGGUUGCCAAGGCGGCAGAGGAGGCGGCGAAGGCUGCCGCGGAGGCCAGGGCCGCAGAGGAGGCCAGGGCCGCCGAGGAAGCGGCGAGGGCAGCCGCAGCGGCAAAGGCCGCCGCGGAGGCCAAGGCCGCCGCGGAGGCCAAGGCGGCGGAGGUCAGGGCCGCAGAGGAGGCGGCGAGGGCGGCAGAGGCGGCCAGGGUCGCCGAGGAGGCGGCGAGGGCUGCCGCGGCGGCAAGGGCCGCCGAGGAAGCCAGGGCCGCGGAGGAGGCGGCGGCCGUGGGGCGCCUGCGCGAGGCGCUGCGCCUCGCCGUGGCCCAGGAGGAGUCGCUGUUCCGCGAGGUGGCGGCGGCCACGGCCACCACCGCGCGCAGCUCGGCUGCCGCAGAGACCCCGUCGGCCCAGAGCGAGGAGGUGGUGGCCGCGCGCGAGGCUCUGCGGGCGCAGCGGUGGGCGCGCGAGGCGCAGGCGCGGCUGGCGGAGGCGCAGACGGCCGCCCUGCGGCAUCAGUGCGCCGACGCGGAGCGCGCCGAGAGCCAGGAGGAGCAGCUGCUCGCCGCCGCAGGGGACGUCUACCAGCAGCAGUGCUCCGCCCUGAUGGCCGUCGCCGCGACGCAGGAGGCCGCCGCGGAGCAGCUGGGGCGCGCCCGCGAGGCGGGGCGGGGCCUGCUCGACAGCGGCGCCGCCGCGCUGCGCGAGGCCCGGGGCGAGCUGGCGGAGGUGCGCGAGGAGCUCGCCGCCGAGGCGGCGAGGUCGGCCGAGGGGCAGUGGCGCCGCAGGAGGGUGCUCCGCGAGCUCGAGGGGCAGGUGCGCAGCGGCAAGUGCAUCUCCGCGGAGGCCCUGGCCCCGGCGCUGCGCGCGGCGCGGGGCGACCGCGCGGAGCUCACGAAGCGGCUGAGCGCGACGCAGACGCUGGCGAGCAAGCUGCGCACGGCGGCGGAAGACCUCGGCGCGCGGGCCUGGCGGGACCGCCGCGAGUCGGCCGCGGCCGCCGGGCUGGCCGAGCAGCUGCUGGAGUCCAGGCGCCAGCUGCUCCGGACCGCGCGGGGCUCGGUCGUGGGGCCCGGGGGUGGCGGCACGCCCACCAGGCCCGGCGCCGACGAGCAGGGGUUGCUGGCCAGCCUGGCGUCGAGCUGCGCGGGGCUGCUGGAGCGGCAGCCGCGCCUGCGGGGCAGGCUCGAGGAGCUGCAGGAGCAGCACGACGCCAGGAGGGUCGAGAGGUUCCUGGAGCCGGUCCGGGUCGGCGCCGCCCCCAGCGGCGCCCCCGCGGGGGCCCCCGCGGCGGCCCCCGGGGGCGCGGCGCCGAGGGCGGCCGCGGCCGUCGCAGCGGGCCGCGGCAGCGGCCGAGCAGAGCUGCAGCGGUGCGCCGCCGAGCUGCGGGCGCGGCGCGCGGCGGAGGAGUCGCGCGGCGGCGGAGCGUCCCGGCUCGCCUGUAGCCAUGGCGCCGCUCGGACGUGUGCAGAGCGGAAGAGCCGAGCGGCCGCAGAGGCCCAGGCCACGGCGAGCGCGAAGACGCGCCGGGAGGUGGCCGCCCGGGUGGGUGCUGCCGCGGCGCUGCGCCCCCGGACGGCCGAGCCCGUCGCCUCGGGGCCCGAGGCCCGCGCGGGCUUCGGGUGGCGGCCAGUCGCGGCGGAGGCGGUGCCUCCGUGCGACGCCAUGCUCGGCGACACCGGGCCGGACGACCUCCGCGCAUCCUCGGCCUCGCACCUCGAGGAGUGCCGCUCGGAGCUCGCGGCCGCGCGUCAGCGCCUGGCCGCGGGCGCGGCCGUCCGCGCCGCAGCCGCGGAGAGGGGCUCGGAGCUCGAGGAGCUUCAGGUCCGGCUGAGGGUGCUCCGGAGCCAGCUGCAGGACGCCCGGGCGCUGCAGGAGCACUGCCACGUCGCGGCCGUGCCCCUCGGUGCGCCGUGCGGCCUGAGCGCGCAGGACGAGGUCCAGCUCCUGCGCGCAGAGCUCGAGGACCUGCCGUGCGAGCCUGCGGCCUCGGGGGCCGCCGCGGGGGCCAGCCUCGUCGCCGCCGCGCAGCGCCGCCUGGCGGCCGCGGAGGCCGGCUGCGAGCGCGCAGAGGUGGUGCUGCGGCAUUGGGAGAAGGAGGAGGCGCGGCAGGAGCGGCUGAGCGCCGAAGCGUUGAGCGUGGCCGACCGCCUGGCCGACGCAGUGGUCGACAUCGGCGGCUCGCUGGGCCGCCUGGCCUCCCUGCGCCAGGAGCAGCAGCGCCUGGCCGCUGCAGGCGACGAGCUGCGGCGGCACGCCGCCCGCGACGAGCAGGAGCUGUCCGAGCUUGAGCUCACCGCCUCGGACCUCGAGGCGGCCGUGCGGCACGCGUCCAGCGAGGCGGCGGCGGCGGCGGAGCGGCACCGCACGCUGACGGCGAAGUCGCAGCAGGCCAAGGCCAUCGAGGCGCAGCUGCGCGGCGUCAGGGAGGAGUUCGAGGCCUCGCUGGCCCGGCGCGGGCGGCUGCAGGAGGAGCAGGCCGCCCUGGACGCCGAGCACGGCGAGCAGCGGGCGGCGCUGCGGCUGCGGGUGCAGGGGCUGGAGGAGCAGUGCGUCGAGAGCAGGGGGGAAGCCGCCGCUCUCAGGGCCAAGGAGGAGCAGGUCGCGCAGGAGCACAACCUGCAGGCCGAGGCGCUGAUGGAGAAGCAGGCGCUCGAGAAAGAGGAGGUGGCCAAGAGCACGGCGCUGAAGGCGCAGCUCGCGAGAGCCCUGAAGGACGAGUCCCGCGAGCUGGAGGCGGAGAUCGCCCGCAGGGAGGAGGCCAUGAGGAACCAGGAGCAGUGCUGGCGGGCGGAGAAGGCGGAGGUCGACAACCAGCUGCAGAAGCGCCGGCUGUGGCUCGAGAAGAACACGCCCCCUCCAGUUCAGGAGGCGGCCGCGUCGCCGGCGCCCGGCGAGAAGCGGCCCCCGCCGUGCGAGGCGGCCGCCGCCGGGGCGGGC